UAAACUAUUGAGUCUUUUGUCGCUACAAAUGUCCUUGGUAAUUUCGCGAUCCCGGUAGCCAUCUCAAUCAUACAAUGAACACAGCCCAUCUGAGUUUGGUGUUCUCCUCGCUGCUGCUGUUUGUAAAAUGACCCUGUUCCACGCAGAUAUCAAAGGGGUACCAGCUUCGAGAAAGAAGCAGGGUAGCAAACACAUGUUAGCAGUCUACAUCUCAAAUCAAAUGGCACGGAUUUUUCACAAAUGGAGAAUAAUGUUUGUAAAUCUUUAUCAGGCAACAGUCAAAAGGAACAAGUUCUGACCCUUAUGUCAGUUUUUAGAAUCGAGGUCAAAUUGGAACAGGAAAUGAAGACAUCAUGGUGUAGGGAUGAGGUUGGAGAGACUGCAGGGGCUGGUGGACAGACCCCCAAUCUCUCAGGCCGCCUUUGCCGAGGUUUUCAAUUGGGGUCUUCAAGUAGAACCGCGUCAUUUUCCUGAUUCCCUGGCGGAAUGGUGAGCCGUGGAUUGACAGAAGUGUCCCGAGUUUGUGAGGCGCUGUGGUUUGAGGGAGUUGGUGAAGGAAGCGGAGAGAAAGGUCCAGAGCUGAAACCUCAGGCGGAGCUUCCAAUCUCGGUGCGAGCCCGAUGGUCCAAUCUGAAGCAGCUAGCAGUUCAGACAAGUCAAGGAUUGAGGUGUAAGGACUUUUAAAACCCUGAAUAUCAGCGAGACAUCCUGAGCAGACAGCACAAAGUCUCCUUAGUAACAGGUAAAUUAUGGCAUCAUAAUGAAGUCACAUUUAUAUCCGCUGGCCUGAUUUUGCCUGGGCGGUCACACCCGGGAUUGCUUUUUUUUAUAUAAUGUCCGAUUUUAGAAAUAAGCUGGGAAGCCGAGAAACAUUGGGUAGGUUGCGUGGAACUGGCUAAAUUGAGGAAUGUGAUCGUUGAAACUCGUUAAGAAAGUGGAUGAGAAGCGAUGGAAAAACUGCUCCUGUCUAAAGGAUAUCAACUUGGGAACACGAUCGGGGAGGGGACUUAUUCCAAAGUGAAGGAAGCUUACUGCAGAGAUCAGCAGAGGAAAGUGGCCAUCAAAAUCAUCAACCGACAGACAGUACCAAAGGAUUUCAUCCACAAAUUUCUCCCACGAGAGCUGCAAAUAGUACAGAACUUGGAUCACAAAAAUAUCAUAAAGGUUCACGAAAUCUGGGAGAGUGACGAUGGCAAGAUCUGUAUAAUCAUGGAACUUGCGGAAGGUGGGGAUGUUCUAGAACACAUCAAAAAGGAAGGGCCGUUACCAGAAGAACUGGCAAAAACCUUAUUCCGUCAACUUGUAGCAGCAAUUCGAUAUUGUCACGACUGUGGUAUUGCUCAUCGAGAUCUGAAGUGUGAGAACACACUUCUGGAUAAAAGCUUCAAUGUGAAAUUGGCAGACUUCGGCUUCGCUAAGAAUUUCCGGACCGGGACAGCUGAGUUAAGCAAAACAUUCUGUGGCAGCACAGCUUACGCUGCACCCGAGGUUCUCCAGGGAGUUCCACAUGAGAGCAUCAAGAGUGACAUCUGGAGUAUGGGCAUUGUGUUAUACAUCAUGCUGUGCGGGCACCUGCCUUUCGAUGACUCCAACAUUCCCAAGAUGUUGUGGCUGCAGCAGAACGGGGUGGCAUUCCCACAGCACCUGGAGCUGAGCCGAGAAUGUAGAGACCUUGUUGGAAGAUUGUUGGAACCCGAUUGCAGUCUGAGACCUCCAAUCCAGGAGGUCUGCUUCCAUCCGUGGUUAUCAGACAGCCAAUAAACAUGAGAAUCAAAACUGGUCGUUUCACCUUUAUAAAAAAAGUGACAAUGCAGUACGCAGGGUACGAAUGGACACUGGCUGCUGGCGUGGAGCCCAAUUUCCAGAGUGUCUAAAAUUAUUGGAAAAACACGGCCUUACAUAUGUCACUAGAUGGCAGCACAGGCCCUGGGCAAUACUGGCCAUUAUUGUCAAGAUAAAACAGUGUAACAACAUUGCAAUUGGCUUCAGUGAAUAUUGUCUCAUAUAUGA
Molecule: messenger RNA, 2010 nt
Organism: Chiloscyllium plagiosum (whitespotted bambooshark)
Lineage: Eukaryota; Metazoa; Chordata; Chondrichthyes; Orectolobiformes; Hemiscylliidae
Product: testis-specific serine/threonine-protein kinase 3-like
Biological process (GO): microtubule cytoskeleton organization; intracellular signal transduction; protein phosphorylation
Cellular component (GO): cytoplasm
Molecular function (GO): ATP binding; tau-protein kinase activity
Source: RefSeq, a predicted model, not a curated record